This is a messenger RNA of Gloeophyllum trabeum ATCC 11539, 1299 nucleotides long. Its product is annotated as FAD/NAD P-binding domain-containing protein. The transcript has 9 exons. Gene Ontology annotation, biological process: secondary metabolite biosynthetic process. Gene Ontology annotation, molecular function: FAD binding; monooxygenase activity. Bases 1 to 1299 code for a protein of 432 amino acids. NCBI's taxonomy places the organism in Eukaryota, Fungi, Basidiomycota, Agaricomycetes, Gloeophyllales, Gloeophyllaceae. The record is from RefSeq and is a predicted model, not a curated record.
AUGUCAUACGAAGGUUUGUCAUUCGUCAUUAUUGGCGGCAGCAUUGCGGGUCUAUCCUGCGCAUAUACUCUGCAAAAUGCUGGACAUAGAGUUACAGUACUCGAGAAGAGCGCCACCCCCUACGACGACCGGUUGGGAUCCAUACAAUGUCCUCCAAAUAUGACUAGGAUCCUGAAAACGUGGGGCUUGACUGAGUGGAUAGAUAAGUUUUCUGUUAAGAUGAAUGCGAUAGUAAUGAGAGAAGGGAGCACAGGGGAGAAGAUGGGUCUCGUCAUCUUUCACCCAGAAAUUAUGCGACAGUUGAGAGCUGAUUAUGUUACCCUACCGUAUCGCUCGCUCUGGUCCGUUUUGCAUGACAUGGCCAUACGAGCCGGCGCCGACAUACGAUUGGGUGAAACUGCUGUUCAAGUGGAUCCUGACCCUCCUUCCGUCCUCCUUUCCUCCGGCGAAGAGCUACGAGCAGAUUAUAUCAUCGGGGCUGACGGCUAUGAGAGCAUGAUCAAAGAGGUCGUCCUUGACCAUCAGCUCAGAGGUGCUAUGGAUAGAAGAAGUCUCACAGUUCCUACGGAGUCAAUGAGACAAGAUGAGGAUCUCUAUUGGAUUGAUCAAGUGUGGCAGUGGGACAUAUGGCUGGGAGACGGCUCGUGUGUACAUGGUUUUCUCUCCAGGGGGAAACGUGAAUAUACACUAGAGCUGAUCCUCAGUGGUUCGGACUGGGAAUUCCGCCAAGACCGGAAUGGGCAAGUCUGUCCUCAGGAUAUUGACAUGCACCUGAGCCACUUCGAGCCUCGUAUCGGGAAGAUAGUGCGACUGGCUGACAAGCUCAUACCGACGACGUACUAUCUGUACCAGGAAGACUGUCCUAAUUUGGUACAUGAGUCCGGGAACGUCUUAUUAGUUGGAGAAGCCGCACAUCCUCUUCCGCCCGGUGCAGGAGGCAAUGCUGCAGCUUGCCUGGAAGAUGCUGUCACACUCGGAGAGCUCCUCUCACACUGUAAAUCGAAGGAUAGAGCUCCUAUCUUCAUCGCUGCCUUCGAAGAUAUACGCCUAUCGCGCUCCUCGUACAUCAGAAAGUCGGAGCACUUCCGGUGGGGGCUUAUAACCGUGCCUUCGGGAUCAAAAGAGCAAAAGAUGCGCGACGAGAAUUUCCGUUCGGCGCUCCCCCGCGCUUCUAGGGGCUGGGAAGACGCCGACGAGGAGUUACUCCGAGACAUUUGGGACGACUAUAUCACUCUGUUCGAUUAUGAAGCACAGGAAGCAGUUGAAGAGUGGUGGACGAGAUGGGGCUCACUAAUAUGA